AUGACACUUUCACCGAGAUGCAAUACUCCAGAAGCUCUGGUUAUGCAUCCGAGCACCGUUGCAGCUGGUGGGUGUAUUGUCUUGGGAGACAAGGUCGUCUCCCUCCAGAUCUUCGCGAUGCUAAGAUGUCUUCACAAUGAAUCUGCUAGGUUAUAUAGGGAACCCAAGAAACACGAGAAAAUCAGUCUGUGCGAAACGUGUCUUAAUGUGACUGCCACAAUGGCAGCUAUUAUACAGGUAAAAAUUAUUCCUUACACCCAGGUACAACCGACAAUCGGAAACAAUACUUACCUAUUAUUGGUUAUAAAUUAUUUGUCUUGCACAGUCCAGAGCUACAAUGUUCAUAAACAAGAGUUAGUUCAGUCCGAAUCCAAAGACGGAAAAUUAGAAAUAAUUAAACGCAUUAAGAAAAUUAACGACGACGGUUCUUACACGAUAGGUUACGAAGCAGAUGAUGGAUCCUUUAAAAUUGAAAGCAGAGAUGUUCUUGGACAAAUAAAAGGAACGUACGGUUUCGUCGACGAAGAAGGUCAAAUUAAAAGAGUUUCCUAUAGCACUAGCAACUCAAGCGAAUUAAUUACGAGACCGGAACCGUCAUCUGUUGUUCAACGAAUACCAAAUAAAAACAAAACUACAACAAGAAUACCAGUGACAACUCAAUCCACACCCACGACUACUUCAAAUUCUGUAAUACAAAGUAUAGCCAGAAGGCGAGCUUCUAUAGCUACAAGUACCACAACGCAAAGACCGAAUUAUAACGAUGUAAUAAAUGUUGCAGCAAGAACAACCAAUAGAUCCAGUCCGAUUACGUACACUUCGGCUCCACCAAGGGUGCUUGUACAGAGCAGAACUCCUAUCACAUCCACAGUGGCCACCCAAACACAUACUGCUAAGUCAGAAGGUCAACUUAUUAGACCAGAAACAGUUACACAAAAACCUACCGAGCUACCACUUUUCAGAAGGUUAGCUUUUAAACAGUUAGAAGAUGACAAACCUGUCACUGAAGAACCUGAAUCUGAAGGUACAGGAAAUAUUCUAAGAAGACAAUUGUCCCAGGAAAAUACACGUGACUAUAAUGUACAAGAACAUCUUUAUAGUUUACAGCAGUCUUUGGGACAUGAUACUACUGAUGUAUACAGUUCUUCCAUGACCACAGGAACACCCAGGCCAUUAUUUACCACUACAAAUAGACCCAGAAUUGUAGCGAUACCUAGUCCGAGUACUACUUCCUUGAAUGUCCCUAGACCUACUAUAAGAUACCCCCUAAAUUAUCAAAGAAACGUACUGCAAGAUUUGGAAAGAAAUAGUCCAGAUUAUUCACAUGAAACUACUACGAACCAACCAGUUUCGGUACCGUCUACUCAAUCUCCCACUUCAGCAGAUCAAAUUCCACCCAAUAAAGCAGACCAGCAAGAGCUCCUAGUUGCUAUAAAACAUCCAUUCCAAAGAGGGACCAUUUUAGUACCACUCAGCCAGCUUCAAGGACGAUUAGUUCCAAUAGAAAAUAUGAGAGACAUAAACGAGCCUCAAAAACAAUAUACAAGUCAGCAAGAGUCAUUCUUUAGAGAAACAGCAACUAGACCUAAUAUAAUAGAAAUUGAACAGCAGCAAGCAGUUGUAAGACGAUUGCCUCCUCCACCUUUAAGGCCUAUUCCAGUGCAAGUAGAUGAGAAUGGUUUUAUAAGGGAAAUACCACGUCAGGUUCAAACUUAUCCCGUUCCCCUUCCUGUACCUGUAAUGCCAAUGCCUAAACAUGUCAAUAAAGAAAUUGACAACGAUAUAGAUAAUAUUGAGCCACCCGUCAGUACAAGAGAUUUCCAGAAGCUAUUACAGCAACUAAUCGUUCGGCAAAGUAGAUUAGAAAAAAUUAGUGCUCUAACUAGACAACGGGAGUUAUAUCUUCAAGAUCAACAACAACAACAGCAGCAACAAAGGUAUCGGACUGUAUACUCAGAAACACCAGAACAGUAUUAUGUAAGAAGAGAACCAACUCAAAGUAAUGGGCCAGUACAAUUUAUUCAACGUAGACCAGAAGACGACUCGCAAAGAUUGACAACGCAACAGUUUUUUGAACAUAAAGCAGUUCCUGUUAGAUCUCAACAAAUAUACGAAAACCACUACGACCAACAGUCAUACAGACCAAACAGGCGAGUUGCUAGAUUGUUACCUUCCAAAUCCCAACAAAAACAGCAAGAGUUACAAGAGGAAUAUCUACCACCUGAUGUAAGGGAGAUGCUGUUGCUACGUAUGCUUCAACUUGCCAUAAAUCCAGCUCUACCUCUUGAUGACGAUAAAUUUGAUUUACCAACAGCAGCAACACAAGUGAAGAGGAUGCCUGUGAGGAAUGUUGAAAUAUUAGGGGAGGAAGAACCUGAAGAACCACGAAGGAGACCAGAAAGGUCUAAGAGGUACAGGGAGUUUGAAAGAGAUUAUGAAUAG
This is a messenger RNA of Anoplophora glabripennis (Asian longhorned beetle), 2439 nucleotides long. RefSeq lists its product as uncharacterized. Lineage: Eukaryota; Metazoa; Arthropoda; Insecta; Coleoptera; Cerambycidae. Gene Ontology annotation, cellular component: chitin-based extracellular matrix. Bases 1 to 2439 code for a protein of 812 amino acids. The transcript is spliced from 4 exons. Gene Ontology annotation, molecular function: structural constituent of chitin-based larval cuticle. The record is from RefSeq and is a predicted model, not a curated record.